This is a messenger RNA of Coprinopsis cinerea okayama7#130, 1122 nucleotides long. RefSeq lists its product as hypothetical. Lineage: Eukaryota; Fungi; Basidiomycota; Agaricomycetes; Agaricales; Psathyrellaceae. The transcript is spliced from 6 exons. The coding region runs from base 1 to 1122 and encodes 373 amino acids. The record is from RefSeq and is a predicted model, not a curated record. Gene Ontology annotation, cellular component: peroxisomal membrane. Gene Ontology annotation, biological process: peroxisome fission; regulation of peroxisome size.
AUGUCGUCGAUUACAUUCCCGAACCAGCCGGCAGUUCACUCUGCCUCGUCCCAACAUGAAGACAUGUACUAUUCAUCCAAUGGCUUCGACUCCAGCUCAUCGUUCCAGAUGAACCCCUUAUCUUCGCAUCCUCCACGGACACCGAAGACGUCGAUUGUUUCUAGCUCGUCAACCACGUACCAGGCUUCUACAUAUGGGGGAAACGACGAAAAGUCAGACCAUGUGGAAGUGGACGAGGAUGACCUGGACGAAGAGGAGGAACGAGUCAAAGCUGCGGAGAAGAGAGUGCUGAAGGAGGAUGUCUGGAAGGAGAUGAUUCUGACUAGCAAUGGCAGAGAUAAAGCUUUCAAACUGAUACAAUACUCGAUAAAAGUAUACCUAUUAUUCCAUGGUUCCAUUGCCAGGAACCGCGUACUACGUCGCCCCAAAGGCAUCCAGCUUGACCUUGUGAAACGACUCUCGGAUACAGCGUCAGGCCUAUCAUUCACGAGAAAAUGUUUGCUGUUAUUCAAUUGGCUGCACCCCCUUUCUGCCAUUCGAGCGCAGCAAGCCACUCCGUUUGCUUCCGAAUCCUCCUCCAAGUCGUCACCCAAACCCCAAACGUUGCUUCACGCCGCCUUGUACGCACCGCCUCCUGUGCUUCUCGAACUCUUGAACGCGGUUGCAGAUGACCUUUCGACAUUAUCUUUACUCGGCCUGUUUGGCAAGAAGUUUGGAGACCGAGCGGGCAAGUUCUCUGAUUGGUGCUGGUUCCUUUCCACGCUAGUUGGUCUGGUCGAGAACGGGGUAGAGCGGCAGAUGAUUACCAGUCUGCAGGCAGAAGUCGAAGGAAGGAUGUAUAACGAAUCCAUGGCAAAUGGGGCUUCGGCCAAGUCCAAGCCCAAAGUGUCCAAGAUUGACGAAAAGGAGCUAUCGAGACUCCAGCGGCAAGACUAUUGGCUCCAAGUUACCCGAGCGAAGCUUGCUAUGGACCUGAUCUUCGUUUCCUACGACAUCUUCGACUUGAAACGAGGGCGGAAUUCCGUGAAGGCCUUCGCUGGCCUCACAUCAGCGAUUUUAAGUUCUGCGAAGCUCUACGACAAGCACAAGAAUACCUUGAUCAAAAGCAUCCUGUCGUCAUGA